Molecule: messenger RNA, 1077 nt
Organism: Schizosaccharomyces osmophilus
Lineage: Eukaryota; Fungi; Ascomycota; Schizosaccharomycetes; Schizosaccharomycetales; Schizosaccharomycetaceae
Gene: med7
Product: mediator complex subunit Med7
Exons: 2
Coding region: 1-1077 (358 amino acids)
Biological process (GO): regulation of transcription by RNA polymerase II
Cellular component (GO): core mediator complex; mediator complex
Molecular function (GO): transcription coregulator activity
Source: RefSeq, a predicted model, not a curated record
AUGCAAGGACCGGAAGGUGCACAAUUGUUUUCAGCGUUUCCUCCACCUCCAUUGUAUUACAAGCUGUUUACAAAGGAAAAUCUUGAGAAGGUAAAAUUCAGGUUUACAGAAAAGGAAGGAGAAGCGCCUGCUCAAAACAGGGAUGAGACAUUAGAAGAAGACAAAAAACUGGCAGAGGUUUUCAAGGUACCUGCCUGUCCUACUUCUGGAACUUAUCUGAUGUUUGGAGAUACUUGGAGACUGGAAAAUGUCAUACCCUCUUUGCAGGAUUUUGGAAUUUCUCAAUUGUAUAAAGGGUUACAAGAUGAAGAGGAUAAAAUAGAAACAGUCGAAUAUAAUCCGAAAAGUGGAGUUGUUUAUGGUCAUGGGCAUGCCGGCCUUCACGAGUUUCAUGAUGGUGCCUCUCAAUCCAAAAAUGAUGAAAAGAGUCAUGCAAGCGAAAAUGGAAAUUUCUUACAGGGAAACGAUAAAAAUAAAGAGAAAGACAUCGCAACGGAAAAUGCCGAUGGUCCUGAAUUUUCUGCUAAUGAGAAGAAAGAUGAGUAUUUGACCAACUCAGCAGAAAGCCUCAAGCCUGACGGUACUACCAUAAUUCCUAGAAGAGCCUACGAACUUCAGCUAUUAUCAACGUCGUUAAUGCUUAAUUUCUUAGAAAUAUUAGGUAUUAUGAGCAAAGCACCAGAGCAAUUCCCUCAAAAAGUCGAAAAUAUAAGAGUCAUUUUGCUCAACAUGCAUCAUCUAAUCAAUGAGUAUCGGCCUCAUCAAGCACGAGAGUCUUUACUUAUGCUAUUAGAGAAACAACUCGGACAUGAAGAAUCUCAAAUUCGAUCGUUGAAUGAGCAUAAUGCUCAGAUCGAGCAUGCUCUAAAAGGACUUCAAUCUUUGGAUCUUGAUGAAGAACGGCAAAAAGAGUUUAUUGCGUCUGUUAAAUCUUCGACCAGUCAAAGCAAUCACGACUUUACCAGUUAUGAUACGAAUGCUGCAGGCACUUCUUCAGGAUUAAAUGAAGAAGACACUGCAAAAAACGCCAAAAUAGAAGUGUCACUACGCGAGUUACAGAGUAUUCUUGAAAAUUGA